GGGCGGGAGGGUCAGUGAUCCGAUCCUACCCCAGGUCCGGCCGGAUGGACUCAGCAUUGACUGAUCGAGAAAGCAGUCCCAGGUGAAGGUGUCCUCCGGUGAGGAGGACGCCCCCGGCCGUUCCGCCUAGGCCGUGAGCGCGCGAGUAGCGGGGCUGGAGCCUUCAGGGACAGGCUCGCCCAGCGGAAGGAAAGAAGUGACCGAAGCCACAUAAUGUCCGUAGUUCGUUCAUCCGUCCAUGCCAAAUGGAUCGUGGGGAAGGUGAUUGGAACAGCAAUGCAAAAAACAGCUAAAGUGAGAGUGACCAGGCUUGUUUUGGAUCCCUAUUUAUUAAAGUAUUUUAAUAAGCGUAAAACCUACUUUGCUCACGAUGCUCUUCAGCAGUGCACAGUUGGGGAUAUUGUGCUUCUCAAAGCUCUACCUGUUCCACGAACAAAGCAUGUGAAACAUGAACUGGCCGAGAUCAUUUUCAAAGUUGGACAAGUUAUAGAUCCAGUGACUGGAAAACCCUGUGCAGGAACUACCUACCUGGAAAGCCCAGUCAGCUUAGAAACCACCUGCCUAACCAAAAAUCUGGAAGAACUCAAUAGCUCUUCAGCACAGUGAAGGAGGAUUGGAAGAAGGAGCCAAAGGGAUUUAUAAGUUUGCUUUAUGGAAAAAAGAAAUUUUUCUAAGUUUCAUAACAAAGUGUCCAAUUUCUCUUCCGGUAUUUAUGGAAUAGCUAAAGGUAAAUGAAGUAAAGGCCUUGUUAAAUUCUCAUAAAAGUUUAAGGUCAUGUUUUCAAUUUCCUUUUCAUUGAACAUACUUUCCUCUUACAGUAAGUGUGCCUAGCAAUCCCCUGCAUUGUUUUGUAAGCUCUUUUAGAAGGUGUAUUUUUUUUUUUUCAUUCAAAGGAAUCUUAAAUUUAUCUUAGAAUCUUUAUUUGGGGAGGAAAAAUCUUUUGAUAUAAAACAGAUAAGACUGCAUUAAGUGAAUAUUUAUUUUUGGUGGCAUAUAUUCGAAAUUAAAUUUUUUUUCCUCUGAUUUAAUCAGUUACAAAUUGAAAUAAUCAACAGUCUGAUUGGGGUCAGACUUUAUCAGAUUAAAGUCUGUAUUAUGAAUGUUGACACAUAGAAAAUAAAACUUGAAAAUUCACUUUUCUUUUAUCCUGUAUUCUAGCAUAGAUUAGAUAGGACUGAAUUCCUAAAAUCCGAUACAUUGAUGAAGUUUUAGAGCUCACACUAUGCAUUUGAGUUGGAGAGUUUCAGUUUUGUUGCUGCUUAUUAAUAAACUAUGAACCUAGA
Leptonychotes weddellii (Weddell seal) is the source of this 1283-nucleotide messenger RNA. RefSeq names its product mitochondrial ribosomal protein S17 (gene MRPS17). Gene Ontology annotation, cellular component: ribosome; mitochondrial small ribosomal subunit. The record is from RefSeq and is a predicted model, not a curated record. Gene Ontology annotation, molecular function: structural constituent of ribosome. Lineage: Eukaryota; Metazoa; Chordata; Mammalia; Carnivora; Phocidae. Gene Ontology annotation, biological process: mitochondrial translation.